GUUGAAUGCAUUCUCGGGUCGUAGUGACACUUUUUGCAAUUGCACAUCUUGUUUAUUGUAAAUAAAAUGAGUUGGCGAACAUUUUUAACUAUAGCGUUUUUAAUAUCGACAAAUAUUUCUCCCACUACAAAUAUUCCAGACGAAGAGUACAGGUUGAUGCCAGACCUGUUUAAUUUUGACGAUUACGACAAAUGCAUUUUUUACAGUACUGAUCCUGAACCAACUUAUUGCAGAGUUACGAUUGAAUUGGUGCCUAAAAAUCUGUCACAGUCAAACGCUAUAUGGAGGAUUAUAGAGAAAGUAAGCUCAAACAAAAAAAACUAUCGCCAUGAUUUACUAAGACAUGGAAUAUGUGCUAGUAAGAAAUGUGGAAAGUACGAAGGGACAAUACCUGAGUGUUUAAAUCGAAUAUAUAAAACAAAAUAUGGACAUUUAGGACUCGAUGGUAAAAUUAACCAGUUACACUGUGAAACGAAGGAACCCAAUUAUGUUACCAACAAUGGAGACUAUGUAGUUUUGAUAGUUUUAGGUACUUACGUGAGUUUUGUGGUACUCGCUUCAAUAUGGCUGGCGAUUUAUGGAAAGAAAUAGGUUAAAAAUGAAGACUCAAAAAUAUCUCCAGUGGAGAACCUUCUCAGUGCCUUUUCUCUUUCCGAUAAUAUCCGUUCUAUAAUUAACCAAAACACUAAAAACCGGACAAAUAAUUAUUUACCAGCUUUACAAGGAAUUCGUUUUUUUACUUCAGUUCUUGUGAUUGCGAUUCAUGCAAUAAUGUCUUCUGCAUUAGUAGCUGUUUCUAACCCCCAAACAGUAGAAAAAUCAAUAACUUCCUUUACUUCUGUUGCUUUAAUUAGUCACCUAAUACUUUUUCAAACUUUCUUCGUCAUUUCCUUUUUCCUGACGACAAUUAACUUCUACAGCCACCUGAGACGUGCUCAUUAUGUUACUUUGGAAGAUGUUUUGCGCAAAAUCGUCAAAAGAUACAUAAGGUUUACCUCAGCACAAGUUAUUCUCAUCGCUUUGCAAAGUAGAUGGUUUGUGCACUUAUCUCGGGGACUUUUUUGGGAACAAGUAAUGGGGUCUGAAGCCAGACUUUGUAGUGAAAUGUGGUGGACAAACCUACUUUACAUCAAUAACUUUUUCUUUGACCAUGGAUUGUGUUUACUGCACACGUGGUCUCUGUCCGCAGAUUUUCAGCUGACUGUGAUUGGUUUAUUAAUUUUGUGGUGGACGCAAAAAAAUUCCAAACGUCUGUUUUUAGUUUCAGGGGGAUUACUUCUAGUACAGGUCACAUGGACAUUUUUUUAUUUAGGAUGGAAUAAUUUCGAAUUUGGUACUUUAUAUACACCAGAGUCACUGUAUGGUUUUACAUUUUUGUUUAGAAAAGAAUGGCAAGCGACUUGGACAACCACCGUCUCCAAUUUGGCUGGACUUGCCUGGGGGUUGCUUUUCGGCUACAUAUAUUCACACCGCCAGAAUAACACAUUUAUUACUAAAAAAUCUGACCACAUUUGGUGGUACGCGAUUGUGCUUAUUUCCACUUUUGGAACGAUAUUUUUUUCUGGAUAUUACAAGACUAGUGAUUAUUACUCGAGCAGCCGGUGGUUCGCUGCCAGCUAUGGUAGCAUUGAAAAGGUGGUGUGCGUUUUUGGCAUCAGUCUUUUUAUUUUUGGCACGUUGCAGGGUCUUGGUGGAUUUGUUAGAAACGUUCUGGAAUGGGCUCCAAUGCAUACUCUGGGCACGUUAUCGUUUGGUGCAUAUUUAGUGCAUUUUGUGUUUUUAAACAUUGACAACGCUUUAAAACGAAAUCCUUCUUACUUCUCACCUUAUUUGAUAACUAGCGAGAUAUUUAAAAAUGUUGUUAUGUCCAACUUUUGUUCGGUAAUCUUGACUGCGUUUGUAUUGAUGCCGAUGGAGAAUUUAACGAACAAGUUUUUGUAAAUAAUGCAAGUAAUUAACUGAAACAACAUGAAGGCACCAGCUUGACAGCGUUGAUGAAGUAAUGAUACAAUUUUUUCUUGUGCCUUUUCAUUUUGGUUGUAGACAAAUGCAUUAAAGUUGUAUAUA
Molecule: messenger RNA, 2067 nt
Organism: Zophobas morio
Lineage: Eukaryota; Metazoa; Arthropoda; Insecta; Coleoptera; Tenebrionidae
Product: O-acyltransferase like protein-like
Exons: 13
Coding region: 772-1941 (389 amino acids)
Molecular function (GO): acyltransferase activity, transferring groups other than amino-acyl groups
Source: RefSeq, a predicted model, not a curated record